This is a messenger RNA of Symbiodinium sp. CCMP2592, 600 nucleotides long. The record is from the annotation of a GenBank genome assembly. Lineage: Eukaryota; Dinophyceae; Suessiales; Symbiodiniaceae.
AUGAUUGAGAUUUCUGCCAUGGACGGUCCCAUGAUCCAAAAAGGCUGGGAAAGCCUCAACGAGGCCUUCGCCUCGAUUCUGCAGAAGCAGAAGCAGCAACAUGCUCGACUCCUGGACACGCAGAACGCGACGGCAUGCCUCGACAAGAAGCUCUCGGCACUCCAGCAGGAGCUGGCGGACCUAAAACUCGCGGUUGCGGCGAGAAGCAGCCGAGCCACGGCACCUGCAAUGCCAGGUGCAAAUCCGCCAUGUGUGGCCCCGUCUACUAACAUGCCGUCGGGAAAUGAUUCUGCGCGGGCUCCCACCCAAGCAACCCAAGAAGAAGGUGCGGCGGAGGUCAAGAAAGUCUACACCAAUGCCGGCAUAACGUUCAGUCGGGCACUGUUGUUGGCCUGCUUGGACUCUCCAAGCAGUUCCAUGGACAUACGGCUGCUGCCCUGCCUCGAAGAGCUGGCCAGAGAACUGGGCCGGCCUGUUCCCAGCAUUUGCAACCAGAGCCAGACUUCCAGCUCCAGCUCGAACUCCGAUUGGCACUGGUCCUUUUGGAAGGGCAAUUGGUAUUAUUACUGGCAGGGCGGAUGGAGGAAGUGGCAGAAGUGA